This is a messenger RNA of Adineta steineri, 591 nucleotides long. The record is from the annotation of a GenBank genome assembly. NCBI's taxonomy places the organism in Eukaryota, Metazoa, Rotifera, Eurotatoria, Adinetida, Adinetidae.
AUGGGUUGCUGUCAUGCUAAGACUUCUACUAUCACGACACCAAAUAUUCAAAAUAGUCUGCCAAAGGACGAUGAAGUAUGUCCACCUCGAUUUGCUUCUUCAUUACCAACACAUCCUUGCCGUCUCACAGAGUUCGACGACUACAGCUUGGAAAGGCGUUUUGCGACGCAAUAUACGGUUACAGCAAACAUACGUAUAAAUUCACCCUUCAGAGUUGACCCCUACGAAUGCUAUCGACAACCAGAUCCGCAGACGAUGACACUUCUCACUUCAAAAAUCAUUGAUGAGGUGGAAGACAAACUAGUGACAAAUCUAUCCACUGGACAACUACGCAUGGCAGCAGACGGUGAUAUGAGUUACUCUUUCAAAACCUUCGGUUUCAAACGUAAUGUGAUGAAUGAAAGCCAGCUCAGUCCAACGGUUAUCGAAGCAGCCCUGACACACAUUAUCGAUCAUUUGGAUGAACAUCCCAACUUAGUUGCAGCCUUGAAAACAGCUAAGAUUGGUUAUCAUGACAGGGGUAUGAUGCUUGACGACUUGGGCGUCCGCGUAUUUGUAAUAAAUGGCACAAAAUCUAACAAUGCAUCAUAG